UUUGAAAGGUGUUAUAAAAAUGAGUUUGUUAUUAAAAUUAUUGUUAACUGUUCAUAUUCAUGUACCAUUAAUACAUUUCACUAAUUUAACUUCUUCCCGGGAGUUUUUUGUGCUCUCUUGUCUAACAGGUUCCUGUGGAGGCCUGUCCUACACGAAAUAUAGAGAUAAGUACAGUAACAACAAUAAUAAAAAAACAUAAUGAUAAUAAUAGAAGUAUGAGAGCUGUUUUGUGUUAAUGUUACUCACAAUGAUGCCAUGGUGAUGCUCGGUACACAGGGAUCCACAAGAUGAAGAUCAAAUUGCUGAAUGGUGUCUGAAUGGAAAAUAAAUCAAUAGAUUAAAUCUAUAAAUCAAUAAAAUUUUAACCACAUUUUCAUUCAUUCAUGUCUUUAAAGAAAGAUUCAACAAAAGUACAAUCAAAUCUCCAACAGACGUGUAACAAGUGCAGUGUUGUGAAUGUUGCUGGCUCAGCUACAGAUCCCUUGUGUUUCCAGUGCUCUCCUGUUUGUCUCUCUCUUUUUUUGUUUCACAUGGUUCUCCUUCCAGCUUCCCUGUCUCCUGUGUCACAAACUGGCUCAACAUAUGUGACAAGGAGGGGAGACAAGUCAGGAUUGAAAGUGCUAAAUGAAAAGGUUUUAUUAUAACUUAAACAAUUAUAUUUACAAAAAGCAUGAGGUGUGGAGAGUAGUGGCAUCAGUGGUGAAUGUAGUGUAUAGAUGAGUGAGAUGUGUGUGCUGCUGUUGAGUGUAAAAGGAAAACGUCAAAAAGAACCAAGAACCAAGAACCUGUAGCGGCGUGGAGCCUAGGAGAGAGAGAGAGAGAGACAAUGAGACCAGGCUGGCUUAUAUCACCUUGGGUAGAGGCCUAGCCAGGUGUGAGCACUUUGCCCUAACGACCCUCCCUAACUGCCAACUCCUGCAGGAAGUAAUCAGCUGCAUGAUGCUAGCAGAAAGGGAGGGGUCGUAACACCCCCCUCCAUAAGAACGAGGUUCCACUUCGUGUUAUACAUCAAAUAAGUGUCAAUAUGUCCCAAUCUGUCAUAGUUAAUACAUUACCAAUAGCUGAUGGGCAGUACUGCACUCCCUCCAGGCUGUAUCCUCCAGCACAUCCCUCCAUCCUCACCAACCCAGCAGCCUUGGUACCAAAGGAGCAAUUUAAGGGAAUGAAUGAGCCGAUAGAUGAGCAGAGGAGAGCAUGGAAAUGAGAGACAGCAUGAAUAAAUAGACUAAGGGUCCACAGGUGCCCGAGACAGGGCAUCUGCAAUUACAUUGUCAGUCCCCUUAAUGUGUCGGAUGUCUAGGUUAUAUGGCUGCAGGAACAGCGCCCACCUCAUUAGCCUCUGAUUUAUGGGUUAUGGUCAGUGAAAACAGUCAGUGGAGAUAACCCUGAAUCUUCAUAGACAUCAAAAUGUUGCAGAGCCCAAACAAGUGCCAAAGCCUCCUUCUCAAUCACUGAAUAGUUGUAUUGAUGCUUGUUAAAUUUUCUUGAAAAGAAGCUCACGGGACAAUCUACACCCUCCGCGCCACCCCGUCAAACGGCAACAUCGCGCGCCCCCCCAGUGUCACUGCUACUAACCACCUUCUGAUUUGCUGUUGUGAUUUGCACUUCAGGGCCACCGUAGUUUAACGUAACCGCUGUGAAACAAUCUGAAAAUAAUGUUUUAUUGAUCAGAUUAACCGGCUUUCUGACUGUCAUCGCUCCCUCUCUUCAUUCACUCUCUAGCUCGCUCGACCACAGCUAACACAACAGCGUCAGUAGAUCCGGUGUUUCGGUUUAACUGGUGACCGUGUUAAGUGGUGACAUUCUUACAUUACAAGAUACGUUAGGAGGUGAAUGAGUCUUCUGAACACAAUUUAACUUUAGCGUAGCUUAGAUAGUAAACACAGAUGAGUAUGUAUUUAAAAAUGAUUAAACUAAUUAAGGCUUUUAAGAGAACACCUAGAGAAAAACACCAUUUAACCUCUGUAGCUGCUUACUGAGCAACUCUGUAGGCUGCCAAAGUCUAUAUAGACUAAUUAAUGGGAAACACUGAUUAUUUAUUUAUUUUUAGGGGUGCUGAGAUCAAGUUUAGGGUCUAAAAUUGCCCCUGGUUUUUAUUUAGUUUGAGUGUUUCAGGUAGUGAAAAAAAUACUCCUCUGUUAAAUCAGAUGAAGAAGUUGGGGGUGUCGGUCUGUUCCUUUCUGAUGAGUGCUGAUGUUAUGCUGCCCUCUGCUGGACAUGUGGAGGAAACAGAACAAGACAACUUGUGUAAUUGCCUACAAAAAGUGCAGAUGCCCCCUGCUGACCAUUUGAGAGAAUGCAGCUAGCAGGAAGCGGGAGUGACAGUCUGAACAAUAAUUCAGAUUCGAGAAUCAACAGAAAUGACUUCACAACGAUCAGGAUGAACAGGUGUUUGAAGGACGAUGGCUGUUAGAAAGAAGCUGUUAAACACACUGGAAGAUCUGACAGAUGAAGAAUUCACUAAGUUUAAGUGGUACCUACGCAGUGACAUCCCAACCAGUCAUCUGGAGAAAGCAGACAGACCAAACACUGUAGAUAAGAUAUUACAGAAGUACAAACAACAGUCUGUGGAGGUAGUGAAGAAAACCUUAAAGGAGAUCAGCAGGAACGAUCUAGUGGAGGAAUUGUCGAACAUCAGCACAGGAUCACACGGAGAACCACCACCAAAGCUUCAACAUAUCACAUCGUACCAAGAAAAGCUCCAAUCUAACCUCAAUGACCGGUUUAAAUGCAUACAUGAGGGAUGGACAACAAAGGAUGAGAAGCUUCUGGAUAUCUACAAAGAGCUGAACAUCACAGCUGGAGGAGACGCUAACAUCACCAGGCAGCUCAGACAGAUCCAAACAGCAUCAGGACAGUCUGAAGAGCCUCACAUCAGCAAUAUCUUCACACACCCCUCUGGAAAGAAUGUAAGAACAGUGUUGACCAAUGGGGUUUCAGGGAUUGGCAAAACAUUUCUUGUGCACAAAUUUGUGUUGGACUGGACUGAAAAAAGAACCAAUCAGGAUGUGCAUCUUAUAUUCCCCUUUACGUUCAGCAGUCUGAAUUUACACAGUGAGGAAGUUUUUAGUCUUGCAAAACUUAUUCACACAUGUAUCCCUGAAACUGUGUUCAUGAAACAGGAAGUUCUUCAACACAUCUUCACAACACUACAGACAUCAGGAAACACAAACUUUGACAAGAGUGAAUAUAAACUUCUGUUUGUGUUGGAUGGACUGGAUGAGAGCCGCCUUCAACUAGACUUCAGCAUCAAUGAAAAGUUAACUGAUGUGACAAAGUCCACCUCAGUGAAUGUGCUGCUGACAAACCUCAUCAACGGCACCCUGCUUCCUUCUGCUCGCCUCUGGAUAACCACACAACCUGCAACAGCCAAUCAGAUCCAUUCUGAGUGUGUCGGCAUGGUGACGACAGAGAUCAGAGGGUUCACUGACCCACAGAAGGAGGAGUACUUCAGGAAGAGGUUCAGAGAUGAGGAGCAGGCCAGAACUAUCAUCUCCCACAUCAAGACAUCACGAAGCCUCCACAUCAUGUGCCACAUCCCAGUCUUCUGCUGGAUCACUGCUACAGUUCUGGAGGAUGUGUUGAAAAGCAGAGAGGGAGGAAAGCUGCCCAAGACCCUGACUGAGAUGUACAUCCACUUCCUGGUGCUUCAGAUCAAACACGUGAAAGAUGAGUAUGGCAGAAAAAGAAGCAUUCAGUACAUUAAGACUCUUAAAAAACUGGCUUUUAAGCAGCUGGAUGAAGACAGCCUGAUCUUCUCUGAGGAAGACCUGAAAGAUGGCAACAAUAAGUCCAAUGAAGUCUUUCUGUAUUCAGACGUUUUCUCACAGCUCUUUAAAGAGGAGCAUCAGAUGAAGAAGGACAGGAACAAGGUGUUUAGCUUUGUCCAUCUGAGCAUAGUGGAGUUUCUGGCAGCUCUGUAUGUGGUCCUGUCAUCUAUCAAUAGCAACAAAAACAGUUCUUCCCAAAGUCAAAUGAUGGUUUGCAGCCAAACACCUCCACCAGAGAUCAACAAUAUCAUUGACAAGGCUGUAGAGAGUCCAAAUGGACACCUGGAUUUGUUCCUCCGCUUCCUCCUGGGUCUUUCACUGCAGACCAAUCAGACUCUCCUACAAGAUCUACUGACACAGACAGGAAGUAGCUCACAGACCAAUCAGCUGAUAGUAAACUAUGUGAAGAAGAAGAUCAGGGAGAAUCCAUCUCCAGACAGAAGCAUCAAUCUGUUCCUCUGUCUGAAUGAACUGAAUGAUCGUUCUCUAGAGGAGGAGAUCCAACAGUCCCUGAGAUCAGGAAGUCUCUCCACAGAUAAACUGUCUCCUGCUCAGUGGUCAGCUCUGGUCUUCAUCUUACUGUCAUCAGGAAAAGAUCUGGAUGAGUUUGACUUGAAGAAAUACUCUGCUUCAGAGGAGGCUCUUCUGGGGCUGCUGCCAGUGGUCAAAGCUUCAAAGAAAGCUCUGUUGACUGACUGUAACCUCUCAGAGAGAAGCUGUGCAGAUCUGUCCUCAGUUCUCAGCUCCCAGUCCUCUAGUCUGAGAGAUCUGGACCUGAGGAACAACAACCUGCCGGAUUCAGGAGUGAAACUGCUGUGUUCUGCACUGGAGAGUCCACACUGUACACUGGAAACUCUCCUACUGUCAUCAGAAAAAGAUCAGGAUGUGUUUGACCUGAAGAAAUACUCUGCUUCAGAGGCGGUUCUUCUGAGGCUGCUGCCAAUGGUCAAAGACUCCAAAAAAGCUCUACUGACUGACUGUAAGCUCUCAGAGAGAAGCUGUGCAGCUCUGUCCUCAGUUCUCAGCUCCCAGUCCUCCAGUCUGAGAGAUCUGGACCUGAGUAACAACAACCUGCAGGAUUCAGGAGUGAAGCAGCUUUCUGCUGGACUGGAGAGUCAACACUGUACACUGGAAGCUCUCAGACGAAGGCCUGUCAGCGGGAAGCGGGUUGGGAUGGAGCGAAGUCAGACAAGAUGCGAUUCUCGGCGAACUCCGCUGGACCCGAUCGGUUCUGAUAGCUGCAGGUUCCUGUUCAGCCAGUCGUUACACGGCCGCUGAUUCAGGGGGGGUCGUCUCUCCAAGGCGCAGGCUCCAAGGAUGCAGGCUCAAUUAGUUAUUAUCUUAAUAACUUCGGAUCGGCUGGCCAGGCGAAGUCAAAUCUAGUCAAACUUAACUAAUUUGAUCUUGAA
This is a messenger RNA of Scomber scombrus (Atlantic mackerel), 5179 nucleotides long. Its product is annotated as NACHT, LRR and PYD domains-containing protein 3-like. Gene Ontology annotation, molecular function: protein binding. The transcript is spliced from 7 exons. Bases 2403 to 5048 code for a protein of 881 amino acids. Gene Ontology annotation, biological process: regulation of apoptotic process. The record is from RefSeq and is a predicted model, not a curated record. Lineage: Eukaryota; Metazoa; Chordata; Actinopteri; Scombriformes; Scombridae.